Molecule: messenger RNA, 1994 nt
Organism: Nothobranchius furzeri (turquoise killifish)
Lineage: Eukaryota; Metazoa; Chordata; Actinopteri; Cyprinodontiformes; Nothobranchiidae
Product: interferon-induced protein 44-like
Biological process (GO): immune response
Molecular function (GO): GTP binding
Source: RefSeq, a predicted model, not a curated record
CUCCGUAGACAGUUUUCCAGUACAGCUCAUCAGGAAAACGAAACUUACUGCAACAAGGAACCUUGGGCACGAACCAAGAAACGCGCAACUGAUCUUGUUCAAAGACUCCAACUUUAGUUUACGUUCAGUCCAGAAUGAACUCCAAACUAACCAGAAACCAGCAGAAAACCGUCUGCUCCCAUCUGGGGACCGUUAAACUCAAGCUGCUGUUUAAAGCUACUCUUCAUGGUUUUACUGCUGCUGCCUUCCACCAGCGAUGUGACAGCCUCUCUCCCACGGUGUCUGUGGGCUACAACGCCUCUGGGUUUGUGUUUGGAGGAUUCACCAAACAACCCUUUAGUCGGAGUGGACAGUAUGCGAACGAUGAGCAGGCCUUUCUGUUCACCUUCAGAGGAAGAAAGUUAAUUAAAUAUCCAGUGUUAAAUUACCCGAAUGCAGUUUACAUGGUUGCCAACUCAGGGCCUUAUUUUGGAAAUGCACUGGCGUUCUUCAGUGGAGACAAACCAGUAACUUACAGCAAUCCAGGAGGUUAUUACAACUUCACACCUGAAGAGAUGCACGGGAAUGACCUGAACCUGACUGAGUGUGAGGUCUACCAGGUGGAGGAAACAACUGAACUUGAGAGGCCUUGGAGGACUGUGAUCUGGGGAAUGGAGACUAAGAAGGAGCUGAUGGAGAGCAUUAAAACCUACAAACCCACAGUCCAUUCUGUGUCUCAGGCUCGGGUUCUGAUGAUCGGACCGGUCGGAGCUGGAAAGUCCAGCUUCUUUAACUCCAUCAACUCUGUAUUCAGAGGCCACGUCACCAACCAGGCCAUAUCUGGCUGUGCCUCCACCAGCCUCACCACACAGUUUCGAACCUACACUCUGAAGGCUGGACGAGAAGGCAAACCUCUGCCAAUCAUCUUGUGCGAUACCAUGGGACUGGAAGAAGGCAAAGGGGCGGGGCUUGAUGUAGAAGACGUCAGCAGCAUCCUCAAAGGUCACAUGCCUGACCGUUACCAGUUCAACCCUGCUGUUCCUCUGAAUUCAGAAGCUCAAUGUUAUCGCAAGUCUCCUGUUCUGAAAGACAAGAUCCACUGUGUGGCUUAUGUUAUUGAUGCCUGUAAGAUCUCCAUUAUGUCCACAAAGCUGGAGGAGAAGCUGGAAACUAUCCGCAGAAAGGUCAACCUGUUGGGAAUUCCUCAGCUGGUGUUGCUCACUAAAGUAGACGAAGCCUGUCCUUUGGUGAAAGAAGAUGUGACGAACAUCUAUAAGAGUGGAGACAUCAAGGACAUGAUGCAGGAGGUCAGCGCCAGACUCGGUGUGCCGCUGUCUUGCAUCGUUCCAGUGAAGAACUACAGCGAAGAGCUGGAGCUGGACAUGAAAUGUGACAUCCUGUUGCUUAGCGCCGUCAUCCAGAUGCUUCGCUUUGUUGAUAAUUUCUUUGACGAGCUCAGUGACCGACUGAGCAACGAAGAAACCAAGGAUUAAGAGUCGGUGAUAAACUGAGGAACGGCAUGUUCAGAUAUUCAAACACAUUUUCUUUGAUUAAAUCGAAUUGUAGUUUCAACAUUUAUCAGCUACAUCAGUUUUUCUGAUGUGGGUUUCUAUUGGAGUUCAUGGUGUUCCUAGGAAUGCUGGGAAGUUUUUCCAAGCUUCUUGUUUCAAAAAGUUUAGCGGAUUUUGUUAAAUACAAAUAUUUUGUAAUUUGGAGUUGAUCUCGAUCCCCAGUGAGUCGUGGUGGAUGGCUGCUUGUACUGGGCACUUGUUGUGAUUUGAUGUAAAAUUUGGUUAAAUGUUCUCAGAUGAAUUGGAAAGCAUCUGAUAUUUAUGUUCGCGUCUCUUUCAGUCUCCAGUUAAUGAAGGUUGACUAAUCACAUCAUUAAGCUCAAACAACUUCCUGAUCUCACUUAUUCACAUUUAAUCAGCAUGUUUGUGUGAUGUUCAGAUGUUCAGUAACAGAAUCUGUGAUCAUGGGAAAAUCUCCUUGUUAAAUAAAAACAUGUUGCAUGA